Molecule: messenger RNA, 3407 nt
Organism: Thunnus maccoyii (southern bluefin tuna)
Lineage: Eukaryota; Metazoa; Chordata; Actinopteri; Scombriformes; Scombridae
Gene: slc26a6l1
Product: solute carrier family 26 member 6, like
Exons: 19
Coding region: 902-3343 (813 amino acids)
Biological process (GO): transmembrane transport
Cellular component (GO): membrane
Molecular function (GO): oxalate transmembrane transporter activity; secondary active sulfate transmembrane transporter activity; chloride transmembrane transporter activity
Source: RefSeq, a predicted model, not a curated record
AGAGUAGGUUUUCCAGCAUCGACAGGGGCAAAUAUUGCCAAUUAUUUCAUCAUUUAUAAUUUGACUCUCCCAAGUUAAACUUCACUCUGUUUCGGGUAAUUCUCUACCCCAGUGUAUUUGCCCCGGUCACGUGCAUGCAGCUCAGGAAUGACUGAAAGAAAACAUUGCUCCUAGCUCGGAUUCAGAUUUCAUGACAGCGCUUUCUUAAAGGCCCAGUAUACAGCGUGCCCACAUGUUUCAGAAAUCAGACCUUGCGUAUUAAAUUUGAUUCUUAAAUUCAAAAUUCUUCAGACUGUUGCAACAACAAACAUAACAUUUGUAAACCAAAUUUGUUUACACAUCUUACUUUUUGACUUGCCAGCAUUUUGUUGGAUGUUAACUGGCCACUGGAGAAUUUUCAGGAGAAAUCACUUUUAUAUUUGACACAUUUUAAGUAUGAUGUUCUGACGUAGCCCUCCAUAAAGACUUGACCAUUGUGGUUUGAACUAAUGUGAUAUUUCAUGGUUCAUUAGUUUUGCUUUUGCUUUUGAAUGGAAAAUCUGAAAGGAUGGAAAUACACCUGUCAAACAUCCAUUAAAAUUCAACAAAGUUAAUUUUUUUCCCCUGUCAGACCAUAAUUACACCAUUUGUUUAUUCUAGUUGCCUUUGCUGUCGCUGUCAUAAAAAGCCUACUAAUCAUUACUCUUCCCACCACAUCCUAACCAAAGUUAACCAUUAGGAUAUAUGAUGUACUUAUGCAGAUACAGUUGUUCUUGUGGCAGUAGUACUGCAGCAUCGGCUUUUGGUAGACAGUCUCGUCGACAGUUUACAGUAAACAAGGGUCUUUAGAACAAAUAUACUAUAUUCAUAUUAAAAGAUCAAAAAGAUUAAACUUGUGCAGAGUUUGACAGAUUCAGCCCUAAUGGACUCUAGACGCAGAUUUGGGAAAUACAGAGUGGAGAGGGAAGUGCUGGAUGAGGAGAGACUGGAAGAGGUAACGCAGAGAAAAUCAUACACUGACGCUCGACCUUCUUUAACUGAACGACUUAAAAAUUCCUUAAGAUGUACAGUACCAAAACUGAAACGAAGUGUGGUGAGCAGCCUGCCCGUAUUAUACUGGAUGCCCAAAUACUCGGUCUGGGACUAUGGCAUGCCAGACCUCGUCUCUGGCAUCAGUGUGGGCAUAAUGCACCUGCCACAAGGUAUGGCAUAUGCAUUGUUGGCUUCUUUGCCUCCUGUAUUCGGGCUCUACACAUCCCUCUAUCCAGCAUUGAUCUACUUCUUUUUUGGAACAUCACGUCAUAUUUCUAUAGGUACAUUUGCUGUGCUCAGCAUCAUGGUGGGUAGUGUGACAGAGAGACUUGCUCCAGACAACAAUUUCCAGAAAAUGGAUUACAACAACCUCACUGUAGAGGUGGACAUAAGUGCUCGUGACUCGUACAGGGUGCAGGUAGCAGCUGCUACUACUGUCCUAGCAGGACUUAUUCAGGUGGUACUGGGUUUGGUGAAGUUUGGUUUUGUGGGAACAUAUUUGUCUGAACCUCUGGUUCGGGCUUAUACAACAGCAGCUGCAGCCCAUGCUGUGGUGGCACAACUGAAAUACAUCUUUGGGGUGUCACCAAAGCGGUUUAGUGGUCCGCUGUCACUGGUGUAUACUUUGAAAGAUGUUUGUUCCUUGCUGCCAAAGACUCAUCUUCCCACGCUGGUUGUCAGCGUUGUGUCCAUUGUGUUUCUAAUCUCAGCCAAAGAGCUCAACUCCUUCCUGAGUCCAAAACUGCCAGUACCCAUCCCAGUGGAGCUAAUCACAAUUGUAGCAGGAACACUGAUAUCAAACUUUGCCCACUUGAACAGUAACUACACUGUCCCAGUUGUUGGAGAAAUUCCUAGUGGGCUAAGUCCUCCUGGGGUACCGGAUGUGAGCAUUUUUGGAGAAGUUAUUAGUGAUGCUUUUGCACUGGCCAUUGUAGGAUAUGCCAUAUCAAUUUCACUUGGAAAAACAUUUGCACUGAAGCAUGGAUACAAGGUGGACAGUAAUCAGGAGCUGGUGGCGCUGGGUCUCAGUAAUACAGUGGGAGGCUUCUUCCAGUGCUACGCUGUCUGCUCCUCCAUGUCUCGAAGUCUCAUUCAAGAGACCACUGGAGGAAAAACACAAAUGGCAGGAAUGGCCUCGGCUGUAAUCGUGUUGGUGACAAUACUGAAACUUGGACCCUUGUUCCAGGAGCUGCCAAAGGCAGUCCUUGCAGCAAUUGUCUUUGUAAAUCUGAAGGGUAUGUUCAAGCAGUACGCUGACAUUGUUACACUGUGGAAGAGCAGCAAAAUUGAUCUGGUGGUGUGGUUGGUCACUUGGGUGUCAACCCUGCUCUUCAAUCUGGAUAUGGGUCUGGCAGCAUCUAUUAGUUUUGCUCUGCUUACCGUCAUCUUCAGAACUCAGCUGCCAACAUACUCUGUUCUGGGAAACAUUCCAGGUACAGAACUGUAUGUGGAUAUGGAGACCCACAGAGAGGCGAGAGAGAUUCCAGGUGUUACUAUAUUCCGCUCCUCUGCUACAGUAUAUUUUGCUAAUGCUGAUCUCUAUCUUGAGGCCCUGAAAGAGAAGAGUGGGCUUGACAUCAGUAAAAUGAUUAUUUAUAAGAGGAGGCAGGAGGCCAAGCAGAAACGUAGAGAGAAGAGGGCAGAGAGACGGGCGAAAAGGCAAGCCAAGAGAAAGCGGCAGGCUCAGAGGGCAGCUGAACAGCUGCCUGGAGUGCCGGGGUUCUCUGUGGAGGAUGAGGCUGGUCACUGGAGGGACACAUGCAUGGACGGGAAUGUUACAGAUAAGGAGGAGCAGGGCUGGACUGAGAGGGAGAACGGGACAGUGUUUGUCAUACCAACCACACCCCGAACACCAGACGGACACAGCAGAUGGGAAUACCUGAAAGGAGGAGAUCCGGACAACACCAGUAUAGGGUGGAUGUCUGAGCUGCAGGACGGAGACACCACCACUCUGGGCUCCAGCAGUGAGGACACCCUAAGUCACGACCUGGAGCGCCUCUCUCUCGGGUCCCUGGGCAAGUGGACCUGGGACAUUCACUCCAUCAUUCUUGACCUCUCCACGGCUAACUUCAUCGACACAGUUGCUAUCAAGACUAUGAAAAAUAUUUUCCGGGACUUCAGUGAGAUUGAUGUAGACAUCUACAUGACUGGCUGUCAGGCUUCUGUGGUCGAGCAGCUGGAGCUUGGUGACUUCUUCUCCGAGUCAAUAACAAAGAGACAUCUUUUUGCCUCCGUCCAUGAUGCUGUACUCUACUGUCUGGACCAUCGUGGAGCGUCAUCGAUCCCCAGAUACGAGCCAUCGAUAGACAUGGAGGGGAGCACAAAACUUUAGCGACUUCAGCCAAACAGGACAUCCAACCGUCAGCACAGAGGAUUCCAACAUCUAAAUUUAUAAA